AUGUUGAGAUCAAUAUCUUUCAAAAACACAUUGAGAUAUGUGAGACCUCAAGGAUACAUAAGUGUAGUACCGCUUACAAAUUAUUCAACUACAACAGCUACAAAGGCAACCACAUCUAAGAAAUUUGAAACUACCCCAGAUGCCUCUGAUGAUUCACAUACAGGACAAUUUGUUAAAACAGUAUCAGAACCCUACACAGUCACAACAUAUGCACGUCCAAAGCUAGUAUUGACGCACGGAAAAGGAUCUUACAUUUAUGACUUGGAGAAUCGUAAAUAUGUUGAUUUCACAGCAGGUAUAGCAGUUACAUGUUUAGGUCAUUCUAAUGAGUCAAUUACAAAAAUUUUACAAGAUCAAUCCACAAAAUUGUUACAUUGUUCUAAUUUAUAUUAUAACUUACCGGCUGGAGAACUUGCGAAUAAGUUAGUAACCAAAACAAAAGAAUUUGAUGGCUUGCAUGAUGCUUCAAGAGUGUUUUUAUGUAAUUCUGGUACAGAAGCUAAUGAAGCCGCUAUGAAAUUUGCAAGAAAAUACGGAAAGACUCAUGGAGGUGAUGAAAAAACAGAAUUUAUUACUUUUGAAAAUUCAUUUCAUGGUAGAUCCAUGGGUGCAUUAUCAUUAACUCCAAAUCCAAAAUAUCAACAACCUUUUGCUCCAUUAAUUCCGGGUGUUAAUGUCGCUAUACCAAAUGAUAUAGAGAGUGUUAAACAAUUGAUAUCGAAAGAUAAAACUUGUGCUGUGAUUAUAGAGCCAAUACAAGGUGAAGGUGGUGUAAACACAAUCGACGAAUCUUUCUUGGUUGAGUUGAGAAAAUUAUGUGAUGAAAAUAAUGCUUUGCUAAUCUAUGAUGAAAUACAAUGUGGAUUAGGUAGAUCAGGAAAACUAUGGGCUCAUUCACAUUUAUCAAAAGAAGCUCAUCCAGAUAUUGUUACAAUGGCUAAAGCACUAGGUAAUGGAUUCCCAAUUGGUGCUACUAUGAUUACCGAUAAAGUUGAACAAGUUUUAUCAGUAGGGGAUCAUGGAACUACAUAUGGUGGUAAUCCAUUGGGUGCAAGAAUUGGAUCAUUCGUAGUUGAUGAAAUUGCAAAUGAACAAUUUUUAACAAAAGUUAACGAAAAAUCAAAAAAAUUUAUUACUAAAUUGAAUGAAAUUGCUGACUCACACUCAGAUAAGAUUAUAAAAGUUAAAGGAAAAGGGUUGUUACUUGGUUUACAAUUUAAAGAAGGAGUUGAUAUUAAUAAAAUUGUAACAAAAUGUAGAGAAAAUGGUUUAUUGAUAAUAACUGCUGGUAUGAAUACAAUCAGAUUGGUACCUGCUUUGAACAUACCCGAUGAAGUGAUAGAUGAAGGGUUAAGUAUCUUAGAACAUUGUAUAGAUUGA
Molecule: messenger RNA, 1380 nt
Organism: Lodderomyces pseudojiufengensis
Lineage: Eukaryota; Fungi; Ascomycota; Pichiomycetes; Serinales; Debaryomycetaceae
Gene: ARG8
Product: acetylornithine transaminase
Exons: 1
Coding region: 1-1380 (459 amino acids)
Biological process (GO): arginine metabolic process
Cellular component (GO): mitochondrial matrix
Molecular function (GO): pyridoxal phosphate binding; transaminase activity; identical protein binding
Source: RefSeq, a predicted model, not a curated record